Messenger RNA from Penicillium cataractarum, 1113 nucleotides. RefSeq lists its product as uncharacterized. The transcript is spliced from 2 exons. The record is from RefSeq and is a predicted model, not a curated record. Bases 1 to 1113 code for a protein of 370 amino acids. Lineage: Eukaryota; Fungi; Ascomycota; Eurotiomycetes; Eurotiales; Aspergillaceae.
AUGACAACUGGCCUGCCGUCUAAGUACCGUGCUCUUGUGCUUGAAGAUCAUGAGUCCGGGUUCCAGAUCAAGAUUCUUACAACGCCACGGCCGGAUAUUGGCAGCGCUGUCGUCCGCAUUUCCGUAGCUGGAAUUUUACCCUACCACCGUGACGUUUAUGAUGGCAAGCGCCCUAAUUCAUUCCCCACGCCACUAGUUGGUGGCUUUGGUGCCAUUGGCCAUGUUGCGGCAGUCGGAUUCGACGCAACGGCCCUUAAACCUGGACAACUUGUUUACGUUGACUGCGUUAUACGGGCCCGUGAUGAUCCAGAUUCUUUUUUCUUGGCGGCAAUAUAUGAGGGGUCCAGCAACGGCAGCAAGAAAUUGAUGCGAGAUGUGUGGCGCGAUGGGACAUUCGCAGAGUACGCCAAGGUACCAUUGGAGAACUGCAUUCCUCUUGAUGAAACAAGGUUGUGCGGUAAUCUUGGAUAUUCGGUUCAUGACUUGAUGUACAUGGCAUACUUGCUUGUGCCGUAUGGAGGCAUAAGGGAUAUUCAGCUUGAGCAUGGUGAGACGAUUAUUGUAUGCCCAGCGACAGGCUUCUACGGCAGCUUGGGCGUGCAAAUUGCGGCUGUAAUGGGUGCAAGAGUGAUUGCAAUGGGUCGAAGUGAAGAGAAACUGGCGAAAUUGGUGGAAGAUGUGCAGAAGGGAUCACCUGGUGCGACUAUUGAAACGGUUAAAAUAACAGGCGAUAAAGACAAGGAUGCAAACGCACUACGAGUAUUUGGUGCCGCGGAUGCUGUUUUGGACAUCACCCCCAAAGCUGCGUCAAUGUCGACACACACCAAGAGUGCUAUCAAAGCGUUACGUCGUGGGGGAAGGGUCAGCUUGAUGGGAUCUACCGAAAAUAUUGCUGUUCCAGAAAUCAUGGUUAACAAUAUUACGUUGAAAGGUAAAAUGAUGUACGAAAGGGAGACUAUUCUCCACUUUGUCAAGAUGCUGGAGCGAGGCUUAUUUCCUCUAAGCAAGGAUUUUAUGGAGACUAAAGUCUUUUCAUUGGAUGAUUGGAAGGCUGGGCUCGAUGCAGGCGCCGAGCACAAUGGUAUUGGCAAAUGUGUAACAUUGGCUCCUUAG